Ipomoea triloba (trilobed morning glory) is the source of this 2024-nucleotide messenger RNA. RefSeq names its product EH domain-containing protein 1-like. Bases 157 to 1878 code for a protein of 573 amino acids. The transcript has 16 exons. Gene Ontology annotation, molecular function: calcium ion binding; GTP binding; protein binding. Lineage: Eukaryota; Viridiplantae; Streptophyta; Magnoliopsida; Solanales; Convolvulaceae. Gene Ontology annotation, biological process: endosomal transport; endocytosis. Gene Ontology annotation, cellular component: intracellular membrane-bounded organelle; plasma membrane; cytoplasm. The record is from RefSeq and is a predicted model, not a curated record.
UUCAUACACACCCUACGAGGAUACAAAAAAAGGCGGAUUUUCACCAGAUUGAGAUUAAAUGAAUCCAGUCUCAAUUUUGUAUUAACUAAAAGAGGUGGAGGGAACAGACGAACAUACAGUAACUUCUCCGGCGAGCCUGAGUGAAUUGUUUGAAGCAUGAUGAACAGUUUUCGAGCUAGUUUCAAAAGGGAUGAUUCAAAGGUGAAGGCGCUGGAAUGGAGCAGUUCAAAAGGAAAGGACUCAAAGGAGUCGAUCUUGGACAUCGAUGAUGCUCCCAUUAACCGCUGCUCCAAACAACACGAGAAGACAUAUCAGGAAUGGUUCGCCUGCGCUGAUUCAGAUGGAGAUGGACGCAUCACCGGAAACGACGCCACGAAAUUCUUCGGCAUGGCCAACUUGUCUCGUCAGGAUCUUAAGCAGGUCUGGGCAAUUGCAGAUUCCAAGAGGCAAGGGUUUCUAGGUUUUAGAGAGUUUGUUACAGCCAUGCAGUUAAUCUCUUUGGCACAAGCUGGACAUGCGGUGACUACUGAUCUGUCAACAACUGGAGUUGAAUUGGAAAAUUUGGAGCCACCUACCAUGGAAGGUUUGGAUGCAUUAUUGGCUAAGAAAAAGCCUGGUUCUAAACAUGAUUCUGAUGGAAGUCCUCCCAAGCAAUCAACUAAUUGGUUUCAAUCUUCAAAAUCUACAAAGAUCUCUUUAACGUCUGUUACCUCAAUAGUUGAUGGAUUGAAGAGGUUAUACACCAAGAAACUGAAGCCUCUGGAAGUUACAUAUCGGUUUAAUGAUUUUGUCUCUCCCGUAUUGGCAAGUAGUGACUUUGACUGCAAGCCCAUGGUGAUGCUUUUGGGUCAAUAUUCUACUGGGAAGACAACUUUCAUCAAACAUAUGCUUAAGAGCAGUUAUCCAGGAGCUCAUAUUGGACCAGAGCCUACUACGGAUAGAUUUGUGGUUGUCAUGAAUGGACCUGAUGAACGAAGUAUUCCAGGCAACACAGUAGCUGUUCAAGCGGAUAUGCCAUUUAGUGGUCUUACAACAUUUGGAACUGCAUUUUUGUCAAAAUUUGAGUGUUCUCAAAUGCCUCAUCCUCUGUUGGAGCACUUUACAUUUGUUGACACUCCUGGAGUUUUAUCCGGAGAAAAGCAACGUACACAAAGGAGCUAUGACUUUACUGGUGUCACAUCUUGGUUUGCAGCCAAGUGUGACCUCAUCUUGCUGUUGUUUGAUCCUCACAAACUUGACAUUAGUGAUGAGUUCAAACGUGUGAUUUCAUCUCUGCGUGGCCAUGAUGAUAAAAUAAGGGUGGUUCUGAACAAGGCUGAUCAAGUCGAUACUCAACAACUCAUGAGAGUUUAUGGAGCGUUGAUGUGGUCUUUGGGGAAAGUUUUGAAUACUCCAGAAGUUAUGCGUGUUUACAUUGGGUCAUUCAAUGACAAACCAAUAAAUGAGGAUGCUUAUGAUGGUCCAAUUGGUAGAGAGCUUUUUGAAAAGGAACAGGAGGACCUGAUGAACGACUUGAAAGACAUACCAAAGAAAGCUUGUGAUCGUCGUAUUAACGAAUUUGUAAAACGAGCGAGAGCUGCCAAAAUUCAUGCGUACAUCAUAAGUCAUCUAAAGAAAGAGAUGCCUUCUAUGAUGGGCAAAGCCAAGGUCCAACAGAGACUUAUUGAUAACUUAGCAGACGAGUUCCUAAAGGUCCAGAGGGAAUUCCAUUUACCAGCGGGGGAUUUUCCAAACGUUGAUCAAUUCAAGGAAAUUUUGAGUGGUUACAAUAUCGAUAGAUUUGAAAGGCUGAAGCCUAAAAUGAUACAAUCUGUAGAUGACAUGCUCGGAUAUGACAUCCCAGACCUUCUCAAGUCUUUCAGGAAUCCUUAUGACUAGAGAAUGCUUUUAGAGUUUGUGGAAAUUUGGAAUGCAGCUAUUAUUGUAUAUUGUUUUUGUAUUAUAUUAUAAGAAAUCAUGGAUGAUCUAGUUAGUUAUACUUAUUCAAAAUUAAUGUAAGAUUAUAUUUUCCCUUUUUUUUUUAA